UUUCUUUGUGGGUUUUGUUUGUUUGGCAGUGACACAGAAGAGAGAAGCUGUCAAGCUGCCCUGACUGACACCACACCCCCGCCCCGCCCUAGGAAGAGAAGUCUUCUCUCUUCCUCUUUCUCUCUGUAACUUUCUCACAAAAAAUUAUAAAAAAAAAACUUUCUUUUUUUCUCCUGUUUUUGCUGUUGUUCCUGAUCUCUUCUUCUUAACGUCACCAUCAUUUUUUUUUAAAAAAUAAGUCCUUUUCUUUUCUUUCUCUCCUCUCUGUAAAGUUGGUCUUUGUUAGAAAACAACAGAACCCUGCAUCUUUUAUAAUCUUGCUCUCUUCUCAGAUCCAACCCUUUUCUCUAUCUCUCCAACUGUUUGGUGAAGCUUGGUGUUAAUGGAUUGGAGCUUCAAUAUGAAUCAAAUUUGGUACUGCGAAUGCUUUGCUGGGACUUGGGUUUAUAUCUCUAGGUUUAGACUCGUAUGAUUCGAAAAAUUAGCUAGGGACCCCCUCAGUCUUGUGAGAAGUUAGGAGCUUUUAAUUAGCUUUUGAGAUUGUUUUGAUUAAAGAAGGAAACAGUCUCUGUUCUUGUACAUAUUAGAGCUUCUUGGCUUUUUUAUGGCAAAUUUCAAUCAACACUGAAGUAUAAAAUUCGCGGUGAUUGACACAAAUGGGUGGGCUUUGCUCGAGGAGAUCCACUGUAGAUAAUGCUCCCGGUGGAGGCUUUCCACAUGUUAAUGGCCAUUUUGGUCGAAGGUCUGGAUUGGUUUUUCAGACCCGUGAACUACCCGCGAAGAUAAACACCAAUUCAACUCCCCCUCCCGCUGAGGAUAAUGCAGAUAAUGCAGACAAGGAGUCAAGAGAACCCUUUUCCUUUCCAGAGAUUAGCACAGUUCCAUAUGAUACGACCCCAGAUGAUAUUAAUGAUGGAAUUCCUCGUUUGACAAGGGCACUGUCAAAUAAAUGUAGAUCAGCCAAGUCUAAGCAGGCUGCUGUUGCAAAGGUUUCUGAGGUCAGCUCUCUUUUAGGCAGAGCUGGUACUGCUGGGCUUGGAAAGGCUGUGGAAGUUUUGGACACCCUUGGUAGUAGCAUGACGAAUUUGAAUCUCAGCAGUGGGUUUACCUCAGGGGUAACAACAAAAGGGAAUAAAAUAUCAAUUCUAGCUUUUGAGGUUGCAAAUACAAUUGUUAAAGGUGCCAAUCUGAUGCAAUCGCUAUCAAUGGAGAACAUUAGACAUUUAAAAGAGGUGGUCCUUCUGUCAGAAGGAGUGCAAAAUUUAAUCUCAAGAGAUAUGGAUGAACUCCUGAGAAUUGCAGCUGCUGAUAAGAGGGAAGAGUUAAAAGUUUUUUCUGGAGAGGUGGUACGUUUUGGCAAUCGUUGUAAAGAUCCUCAGUGGCACAAUUUAGAUCGUUAUUUUGAGAAGUUGGGUUCAGAACUGACACCUGAAAAACAGUUGAAGGAAGAAGCAGAGGCAAUAAUGCAACAGUUGAUGACUUUUGUUCAGUAUACAGCUGAAUUGUAUCAUGAGUUGCAUGCCUUGGACAGAUUUGAACAAGAUUAUCGACGUAAGCUUCAGGAAGAGGAUAACUCAAAUGCUGCUCAAAGAGGAGACAGCCUUGCAAUAUUGAGAGCAGAGUUAAAGAGUCAAAAGAAGCAUGUGAGAAGUCUGAAGAAAAAAUCUCUUUGGUCUAAAAUUUUGGAAGAGGUCAUGGAGAAGCUUGUAGACAUUGUUCAUUUCUUGCACUUGGAGAUUCAUGAAGCCUUUGGCAGUGCUGAUGGUGAUAAACCUGUUAAAAGUUCUGUCAGCGGUCAUAAAAAGUUGGGGUCUGCCGGUCUUGCGUUGCAUUAUGCAAAUAUCAUUACUCAAAUUGAUACUCUUGUGUCUCGAUCAAGUUCUGUGCCCCCUAAUACAAGGGAUUCGUUAUACCAAGGGCUGCCACCUACUAUAAAGUCUGCUCUGCGAUCCAGACUGCAGUCCUUUCAGAUAAAAGAAGAGCUAACUGUCCCACAGAUCAAAGCUGAAAUGGAGAAAACAUUGCAGUGGCUUGUUCCCAUUGCCACUAACACAACCAAAGCUCAUCAUGGGUUUGGUUGGGUUGGAGAAUGGGCGAACACUGGGUCUGAAGUAAAUCGUAAACCUGCUGGCCAGACUGACAUGCUCAGGAUCGAAACACUACACCAUGCGGACAAGGAGAAAACUGAAGUUUAUAUUCUUGAUCUGGUAGUGUGGCUUCACCAUCUUGUUACCCAAGCGAGGGCUUGCAAUGGUGGAAUCAGAUCUCCUGUUAAGUCUCCAGUUAGGUCCGUUAACCAGAAGACAAUUCAACUAUCCACGCAGAAGCCCCCAUCGCCAAUGUUGACAGUUGAAGAUCAAGAGAUGCUUCGGGAUGUGAGUAAGAGGAAAAAAACACCUGGAAUAAGUAAGAGCCAGGAGUUUGACACCGCAAAAACUAGAUUAAGCAAGCACCAUAGGUUGAGUAAAAGCAGUAGCCACUCUCCAACAAGUGAAACUAAGAAAGAUCCCUUCCCCAUUCGGAGGCCAUCUUCAGUUCCUUUCAUCGACUUUGAUAUCGACCGGAUUAAGGCAUUGGAUGUCAUUGAUCGAGUGGACACCCUUAGAAGUUUGUAAUUAUAUGUUAAAUUGAGAUUCCUAGGCAAAGAGGCCUUUUGCUUGUGUAAAGAGUCCCAUCUGCUGCAUUUUUCCGUGUAGGGUGCUGAAUUGGUUUGCAGUUGCUUGGCUAAAUUUUUAGUGAGUUGGUAAGCAGAUGCUGAGUGAUACAAGCUGUUAUUUUUUUGUAUGUGAAAAGUCUAGGGGGUGAUAAAUGUAUUGUUCCAGGGGAAUUUUAACUGUUUUUAGGAUUAAAACUGAGUUCAAGGCUAUAGUUUUCUCUUUAGUUCUAUAUGUACAGAACAUUUUAUCAUUUCAUAAUAAUUAAAAAUUUCUGCUCCUUUUUGUUUCUCCA
Theobroma cacao (cacao) is the source of this 2949-nucleotide messenger RNA. Its product is annotated as Ikzf5 (DUF668). Lineage: Eukaryota; Viridiplantae; Streptophyta; Magnoliopsida; Malvales; Malvaceae. Gene Ontology annotation, biological process: positive regulation of growth. The record is from RefSeq and is a predicted model, not a curated record.